AUGGCUACAGAUAGGUAUCAAUUAAAUCCUUUUACAAAUAAUACAGCAACUACAUUAAAGAAUCCAACAACAACAAAUCAAAUAUCAACUCAAUAUCAAAUAAAACAAAAACAAAUUCAAACAAAAAAGAAUCAAUUUCAACGAUUUGGAAUUACUGUUGCUGGAGGAAAUGGAUAUGGACAAGAGUUAAAUCAACUGUAUUGGCCUGAAGGGAUGAUUAUUGAUAAUAAAAAAUCAAUUUAUAUUGCUGAUUCUCGGAAUAGUCGUAUUGUUAAAUGGCAAUUGAAUUCAAAUAUUGGUGAAAUCAUUACGGGUGAAAAUGUACAAGGAAAUCGAAAUAAUCCAUUGUGUAAGCCAACAGAUAUGAUUUUUGAUAAAGAAAAUAACUCUUUUAUUAUUUCUGAUACGGGAAACAGACGAGUAGUUCGAUAUUUUAAUCAAAAUCUAACAAAUCAACAAAUUAUUAUUUCAAAUAUUAACUGUGCGGGUUUAACAAUCGACAUAAAUGGAUUUAUUUAUGUUUCUGAUUAUUGGAAUCAUGAAGUAAGACGAUGGAAACAAGGAAAUAAAAAAGGUAAAUUAGUUGCAGGUGGAAAUGGUAAAGGAAAUCAUCUUAAUCAACUUAAUCAUCCUACUAAUAUCUUUAUUGAUAAAGAUUAUUCUCUUUAUAUAUCAGAUUGGGGAAACCAUCGUGUAAUGAAAUGGAAAAAAGAUGCUAAAGAAGGAAUCAUUGUUGCUGGUGGAAAUAGCCAAGGAAAUAGUCUCAAACAAUUGUAUCAUCCUCAAGGAGUCUUUGUAGAUCAUUUGGAUCAAAUCUAUGUGGCAGAUUCUUGGAAUCAUCGAGUAAUGCGUUGGUGUGAAGGAAAAGAAGAAGGUGAAAUUGUUGUUGGCGGAAAUGGAAGAGGAAAACAGCCAAAUCAAUUGGAUCGUCCUAUGAGUGUAGCAUUCGAUAAUGAAGAAAAUCUUUAUGUUGUUGAUCAUGAAAAUCAUCGAGUCCAAAAAUAUGAAAAAAAUUAA
Adineta steineri is the source of this 1017-nucleotide messenger RNA. The record is from the annotation of a GenBank genome assembly. Lineage: Eukaryota; Metazoa; Rotifera; Eurotatoria; Adinetida; Adinetidae.